GGAAAGAUAGUUUCACUGCAGAUAGUAACCCAUCAUGGCUUGGAAAAGCACACUUUUAAGUGCUUUAAUUCUUCAUCUAUUAUCACCAGGAGCCGGACAGAACAUGGACCCUGAUGUCCUGAUGGAUUCAAUCUUUCCUCCAGCCAGACCUUCACUUUACAAUCUCAACUCGCUCUGUCUUCAUGGCAAAGGCCGCUUCAGAUAUACUGCUGAAAGCUUCCCUCCAUCCAGUUUUGCUCAUGCUCGUCGUGCUGGAAAGACGAUAAACAGGCUCGAAGCUUGGUUCGGUCAGUGCUGCUAUGAAGGUUUGGCCCACAAAAACGGACAGAUGCUUUGCUGCGCUAAACAAGCAUGGGAAACUGCCUUGUCUUAUUUCUGCCUUGAGGAGUUCUCCACCAAGACCCUGGUCCAUGAAUGCUGUGAGAGGAAAGGAGGGGAAAGGUGGGACUGCUUUGAAAAAGAGGCUCCUAACCCUUAUUACCAACCUCUACCUGGUUAUAUUGCACCCAUAAUACCACCUGACAGGUUUUUCACCUGGGAUCCCAAUGCCUGUUAAAGUCUGACUGAUAACCUGAGCAUUAGUUUAGUAUCACUAGAGUCUGAAUAUAUCAUAAAAUGUGAAAAAUAUGACUCUACACAUCAGUAUAUUUGUCUUCACAUGCAUGCCAUAG
Molecule: messenger RNA, 671 nt
Organism: Danio aesculapii
Lineage: Eukaryota; Metazoa; Chordata; Actinopteri; Cypriniformes; Danionidae
Gene: ecm1a
Product: extracellular matrix protein 1a
Exons: 3
Coding region: 35-556 (173 amino acids)
Biological process (GO): regulation of bone mineralization; signal transduction
Cellular component (GO): extracellular region
Source: RefSeq, a predicted model, not a curated record